This is a messenger RNA of Lactuca saligna, 856 nucleotides long. Lineage: Eukaryota; Viridiplantae; Streptophyta; Magnoliopsida; Asterales; Asteraceae. The record is from the annotation of a GenBank genome assembly.
GUUUUGUUUUAUAUUAAUGGAAUGUGCCAUGUUUCCCCUCCUUCAAUUAUCACUCCCAUAUGAUCAAAUUGGGUAACGUAACAAUCUCGUGUGUUCAUCUAUAUACAAGAACAAAGCAUUUCUUUCUUGAAGACCGAAACUCAAUCGUGUCACGAUACACCGGAGCUUCACAAGUAGUGGGGUCUCAAGCCAAUACACCAUCAUCUUUCUUUGGAAACGGGAGAAUGGAUGAGUUCAAUACAGAAAGAUCAAAGGCAUGGAACAUGUACACGGAUUCGCCACAUAGCCCGCCUCAAACAGGAGGUGAUGGUGAAGGCCCAUGGAAGAACUUUGGGACAUCAAUGAAUGCAAUUUCUUUUGGUUUUGUUGCUACCGCAGUUUUAAUAUCAAUGUUUCUUAUAAUGGCAAUAUUCGAACAUCUUUUUAGACCAAAUGCUUCAUUCCCUUUGCCUCAACAUGGCACCAGUCACUCUCUUCAUGAGGACUCUAGGCCUAUGCAAAAACUUGCAGGUCCACAAUCACAUGUACAAGCGGCUUAUGCAUCGGAUUUUUCGGUAUUGAUGCCGGGGCAUCAAUACCCUACCUACAUUGCACAUUCAGCACCUCUACCUUGCUCAAGGGAAGGAGCGCAAUGGCCUUCUCAUCAACAACAUAAUUAUGUAUUUCCUCCGUAGAAAUUAUUUUGUUUAAUAAAUACUUGUACAUAAGGUGAACUUCUCUUAUGAGAAAAUACAAUACUUUCCUUGAUUCAACUUUCUUCGGUGUCAAAGGGCAACCAUUUUCUCAUGAAUAUUUCAUGAAACACUAGAGUUUGGCUCAUUAAUUAGGAAUGUUUCAUGGUUGUUUUACAUCAUAG